AUGUACUCCAAAUCACUCACGGCAAUCUUGUUGACAGAAGAACAUCACCUUAUUGAGUUUCCCUCACUUCUACUUCCACCUGGUGUUUCUUCAGGCAGUAUAGUGAACAUUAAUGUUGCUCGUAACUACGAGCAAGAAUCAGCCCAGAGUCGAGAUUUUUGGUCACUUCAAGAAGCCAUAUUAAAAGAUAAACAAGAAUUAAUUGAAAUUAUAAAAAGAAUUGGUGCAAAAUAUGAAGAACAUGUUGGACCUGACACAACUCAUUUAAUAUGUAAUGCACAAGGUGGUAUUGAGUAUCAACGAGCAAUUGAAGGUAAUAUACCAAUCGUGAAACCUGAAUGGUUGGUUGCUUGUGAAAAAGCUGGUAAAAUACUAGCUUCACCUUACUAUCUUAUACCACAAUCAGUUUUGGGGUAG
Messenger RNA from Entrophospora sp. SA101, 417 nucleotides. The record is from the annotation of a GenBank genome assembly. NCBI's taxonomy places the organism in Eukaryota, Fungi, Glomeromycota, Glomeromycetes, Entrophosporales, Entrophosporaceae.